AUGGCAGAAGCAGUCACUGACUCGAAUGAAGAUGUGUUGGGGGAAACAGAGGACUUCGAACCUCUAGAAUCAGAGGAUGAUGGUACCUUCCAACAAGUCACCAACCUCCUGAACGUCAUGGACAGUGAGUCAGCGAAGACAGAUACUACAGGGUCAGGUUUGGACGUGCGGAAGACCUUGGCCUCAGUAAUAAUCACAGAGAAGGCCACCACCCAUCCUUCUGCGGUGAUGAAUGCUCUCAUCCGCUGCCUGAAGGUGCCGGAGAUUUCCACCCAGCGCAAGGUGAACAUCUACAGCAUCCUGCAGAUCAUCGAGCUAGAGGAACGCUGUGUGCAGAGGCUGGUGGCCAUAGCCUCCAAGGAGAUGAGGGAUAUCCCCGAGACGGAGGGCUUCGAGAAGGCAGAGGUGGACAGCAACACUCUGGUGGCUCUGUCCCAGAACCACUUCAGCUUGGGCAUGUACGAGCUGCAGCACCACCUCAAGCCGCUGAACCUCACCAACGAGUUCGUCAUUGUCACCCUGGCCAAGCUGGCCAAUGGCAACGUGUUUGAGUUCGUGCCAUAUAUGGGCAUCACCCUGGCUACCAUAUUCAUGAUGCUGAGACUUGCCAACGAAGCCAAGAUGCGCCAGGUGAUCUGUAGUGCCAUGGAGACUUUCUGUGAGAUGGUGCAGCUUUACCUGAGACACCUGGAGGACAGCCUGUAUCCCGUGAUGACGGAGGACUACUUUGUCUACUUUGUGACUGUGUAGCUGCAGCACCAAAACCCUGAGGUAAAGCUGGGGGUCAUCAAGUCCCUAAGGCCAAUGCUGAGCCUCCUCUUGCCCAAUGAUGACCUGCGGGAACAGGUCUAUGACUACAUCCCCCUGUUGCUGGCUGAGUUCCAGGGUGGCCUGGAGGCCCUCUUCAUCACACAGGUCUUGAGGCGGAUUCUGGAAGUGUCAGUCACCACCAACACUCCCAUUCCCCCAGUGCUGCUACAUCCCAUUUUCACAGAACUGUAUGUCCAGGUGUGCAACAAGGCCCCCGCCCCCUAGCACCAGUUCAGCAGCCAGAACUUGGCGGAGAUCCUGCAGUGCUUCAUAGCCCCGGCCCGUUCCUACCCCAAGGAGCUGAUGAACUCCUUCAGCCAGGUGGAGAUGAGCAGGGAGGCCGUCUGUUUGGGGACGCUGUCCCUGAUCAGGGCAGUGGUGAGCGCGGAUGAUCCCAAAAUGAACAUGAAGACAAUAUACCUGGCUAUCCGGGUUGUCAGGAACACCCUUUCUGAUACCCGGCCCAAGGUAAGGAUGGCAGUUUUGUGCAUCAUUGGCCAGCUGGUUCAGUCCGGCUUCCAGGAAAAGAUCAAAGACUGUCUGAAAUAUGUGUCCACGCAGCUGACCUUAUCCACUUAUAAGCUGACAAAUCAUCGGGAGUGCUUUUAUCAGAGGGACUUGGAGGAGAAAAUGGUCUACAAAGUCACCAUUAAUACUGUGAAGAUCAUAACUUCCUCUCUCAGCGGCAUGACCAAUGAGUUCUGGGUGAGGCUCCUGUGUUAUAUCAUGGAGACAGACUAUACAGAGGCCUUGACCCCAAUCUGCAUCAGCCUCACAAACCUGGCAGAGAACCAGAUCCAUGGCAAGGACACAGAGGCUGGCAUGGCCGGCAAGAGCAAGCAUGUAGACCUGCCUGCACCCCAGAAGCUACUGGCCCGUCUCCUGGUGUUGAUGUCAUCACUCUGCAAAGGAGAGGGUCGUGGGAUAGCCAUGCUCAACCUCCUGAGGACCCUGAGCCAGAGCAGCCCCUCCAUGGCCGACAUGUGGGAGAUAGAGAUCCCGCUGUUGGUCCAGUACCUGGAAGACCACACUGAAUUUACGUGGAACCAGAAGACCUGGGAGGACAAGUUAAUUCAGUUCCUGAGAAACUCCCUCAAGAAGACCUGUGGGACCAGCUGGAGCCUGCGCCUGAGCAGAGAGCUGAACAACCAGGUUGAGACCUUCCACAGCCCUUCUUUGGAAAAGGGCUUUCUGUACAGGGCCUUGGGCUUCACCUUAGGCAGGAGCCUGCAGACCUACAGGGUGGAGGUGCUGCUGCUGGAGCUGCUCUACAAGACCGACUACAGCAAGGACUUUGACCGGGAGGGCGUGAUCCUGUGCUUUGGCCUGUGUGCCCGGAGCCAGGUGAAGGCCGUGCUGAACGUGCUCCAGGACUUUGAAGAGAAGAUCCAGGAGUCAGAGCAGUCCUGGCAGAUUGGCACCUGGAGGAAGGACCACCCCUGGAGGCGGGAGACUGUGAAGCGUGCCCUCAUGAUGAUGUAUGGCUGGUCGUCCUCCUGCCACCCCCAGAUGCUCCUCACCCACGUGGACAGCCCCAUCACGACCAAGAUCAUUCACCACUACUCCAGCAGCUGCCAGGUAACCGUCAUCUGGCUCUGGAUCCUUCCUUGAGCCAUACCGGUGGAGAAUCGGCCUAAAAAUGUACACAGGAAAUGCCACCCAGGAGACAUCAGGGCUUCCUGCCUGGCCAGCCUCUGGGGACUGGGCGUGGCGAUCAUCAAGGCAGAACCGGGUGACCAUUUGGUUUCUCCCGUGUGGACAAUGGCGAUGGGCGCUCUUUCACAACUGAGCACACUGAAGCCUUUCUACUCCUCAGAGGAAAGCAGUGAGCUGAUGGACAUCAGCAUACAUGCUGUCAUUUCUCUCCAACCCCCAGGGGAAGACAACGAACCCAUUAAGACCCUGUAUGCAAAUGCCCUGAGCUCCCUGAAGCAGCUGAUGGAGGGCCUCAUGCAGAGGCAGCUGGAUCCCAAAGGGCUGCAGGAGACUGUGCACCUCCUGGAGAACUGGAUCUUGUCAGAAGAGUGGGAACGAGAGAAGGCCAUGACCCUCCAUCUCCAUCUCAUGCAGAUCUACGUUCAAAGAAUUGGUGUCUGUGUGACUCUGUUGUCUCUUUUCCCUCGGAUCCCCCUAAAGCUGGGACAGUUUGGCACACUGGUGGGACUCAUUGCUCCAUGCACCUGUGACCCCCACAGAACUCGUCUGGCUUCAACUAAUGUCCUGUCCAGCCUGCUAGAUCUUCAUGUAAGCCAGAUAUGUUCCUUAUGGGGAGAGCCUAAGGAGAGGGAGCUGGAGAAAUGUAAGGAGGACCGCCAGGGCACAGACAUGGAGAAGAUUUUUACUGCUUCCUCCAGAAUCGCCAAGGUGGUCUGCCCUGAGUUUAACUGCGAAGAGGUUGUGUCGCUCACCCAGAAGCUCUGUGAGAACACUGGAGCCAUGGACUUGCGGCACGACAAGGCCACUGUCAUCUGGAUAGGCAUCUUCCUCCAGAUGCGGGUCACGGAGAUAGAGGACAAGGUAGCUGAGAUCCAGGGUGCCAUCCUGGUCCACUUGCCAGUAGUAGACCACCCAGAGGUGAGGCGGUGCCUCAUCGAAGGCAUCCUCUUGCUGGCCCACUACCACCAAGAGACCGUCCUCACGUCACUCCUGAGGCAGCCACUGCCCAUGGAGAGCCACCUAACAUAAGUGUGGCUGGCUGUGGCAGAGAACAUGCCCUUUGCACGGACCAUGCUCCAUGGUCUGCUGGGCCAGCUGCAGUCGAGUUUCACCCCCAGGAAAAAUGCCACCUCGAAGGCUGACAUCUGGCGCCUGGCAGCCGUGGACCCUCUGAUGGUGAACCUCUGCACCAUCCCCCUCCUCAUGGAGAAGAUGGGGCCGGAUGACAGACUCCAGGGCCUCUUCCCCGACCUGCUCUAUACCUUCGUGCUGAAGCUCAGCAGCACUCGGCCAGAGGCCACCUCUCCCAUCCUGAAGACCUGGAGGCUGGUCCCCACAGGACCCCUGCCCCAGGAGAUGACCCUGCAGAGGGUCACGGUCAGAUCCCUGCAGCUUUUGGUCAGGAGGAUCAACAGAGAGCCCCUGGCACAGGCACUGGAGGAGCAGUCUGUGUGGACCCUGCUGGAGAAUGGAGGGACCUUCCUGGAAGGAGUGAGCCUGCUGGCCAGGCUGUGCGUGCAGAACGUGGAGUGCUACAUGCAGAGGCUGGUGGAGCUGGUGCUCAGGGGCAUGGGCUCCGAGGUCCUGAGCUGCAGGGUCAGUAGCACAGCCAUCUGUGUGGAAUUCAUGAGCCACCGGGUUCUGUACCAGGAGAAGCUGCUGAGGCCGGCACUGGUGAUGCUGGAGAAGGGUGUGGGGCAGGACAAAGACGAAGUCCUUCAGGUGCUCUCCCUGCAUGCCCUGGGCAACAUGGCCCUCGGUGCUUCCCGGAAGGUGAAGCAGUACCGCAAGCUCCUGCUGGAGAAGUGCUUGAGUCCCUUGCACAGCCAGGCGAGCAGCAGUGUGAUAGCAGAAAGCAUGGAGGCCCUGACCAAGAUCCUGGCUGAGCUCCGAGAGGGGGACCUGGCCUCUUUUGAGGCCAUCUCUGAACAGUGCGGGGCUUUCUUUGACAACGAGAGUGGGCUUCUGCGCAUGAAGGCAUUUGUCCUCUUCUGGAAGCUUGCAAAGGUGGUUGGGAUUUCCAAGAAGCAUUUCUUCAAAGGGGAGGUGAAGAAAGUCUGCAUCCCGCUCCUGCAGCACUGCCAGGACCCCUUCUCCAGCGUGGCCCAGGAAUGUAUGGUUACCAUGAUUCAGUGUGUACACUUCUGGGGCUCGAGGUCCCUGGAGAGCCUCUUGGGGCGCAGCGAUGACAGCACCAAUGACCAGAUGAUGGUUUUCCAGACAAACAUGUGCUCCAUCCUGGCCCAGAAAAAGCCUGCUGUUCUCCGUAGCUUCCUGCUGGAAACGAUGACUUAUGUGAAAAGUGACUUGUCAUGGAUCAGAAUCACUGCCUGCAGCCUGGCAGUGAUUAUCGUCAAGCACAUGUCUGCCCAUUACCUGAAGAAGAUGGACCUCCCGGGACUUCGGAAUUCUAAGCUGGAUUGAGAGGCUGGGGUCAGGAGGGCUGCCCUGGAGACCCUCAAAGUCCUGGAUGGCUGCGGCUAGCAGUGGCUCUUGGCUUCACCCAGAGGGCUGCCCUAA
Molecule: messenger RNA, 4986 nt
Organism: Nannospalax galili (Upper Galilee mountains blind mole rat)
Lineage: Eukaryota; Metazoa; Chordata; Mammalia; Rodentia; Spalacidae
Gene: Mroh2a
Product: maestro heat like repeat family member 2A
Cellular component (GO): cytoplasm
Source: RefSeq, a predicted model, not a curated record